GUUUUAGUUUAGCGCUUCAGUUCUGUUCUUGUGUAGUUUGGUUUGGAACUGUGAAUUUCUCGAUCUCCUUGGACUAACUGUUAUUUUGGAAUCCUACCAUCUUUUGGGAUCUUUUUUGCUCCUAUUAAUUCGAAUCUUUGAACACAAGGCUGAGCCAGAGGCCGGCCCAGAAGGAAUUAUUAUAGAUAUUCCAUGAGAAACUAAAAGCUCAACUUUAAGAACCAUGAAGCUAGCUUGGAUGUUCUGUUUGCUCCUAGCGGGAAAACUAUCAACUGCUUCCCCUGGAGAAGAGAAAGCCAUAGGCGGAGAAACCAACUCGGAAUCCAGUUACAUGAUGGCAUUCCCAAUGGAUGAUGACCAAAUAGCUGAAGAAAGUGCACAAGCAGCUGUCAAAAUGCUAGCCGAAACUCUAGCUGAAGCUGACAGUGAUGAUGAGGACGAUGAACCUGCCGAGGUUGAGGAAAAGAAAGAAGAAGAAUCUUCUACACCUGCCCCUGAAGAGAAACAGGAAGACCAGACAGAACAGCCUGAGCCAAUGGUCAUUCUUCAAGCUCAAUUGGACACUGAGGAAGAAGCUCAAAAACCACCUAUGCCACAAAGACCAUUCUUCAAAAGGCCAAAAAUCGAAGAACUUAGAAAAAUUCUAGGUUUCCCACCCCCUGAAGGACCUGCUUCCAAAGCCAAACCUAUUCCACAAGAGAAACCUAAAGUUUUCCAAGGACUUUUCAGUAAGCCAAGACCAAAAUUUGAACCAAAAAUAGAGCAGUCGCCAUUAGGUGGAGUACAAAUCAAUUUGAGAAGAGAAGAUCGCAUGAGACCGUUCGGUUUCCCAAUGCUCCCCCUGAAAAGAGACGAUAGCUUUAGGCCUUUUGGAAUUCCAGACCUUGUACAAGCAGCUUCUAGUCUUAUUCGCAGAGCAAUAGUUGAUGACAACAAUGAAAAUGAUAUCAGCAAAGAUGAUAAAGAAGAAGAAGAAAAUGCAAACCAAAGUGAACCCGAAGAAAGUGGCGAGGAAGAAGAUGAAGAAUCUCUUAUGAUCGUUCCGAUACCAGACUCCAAAGAAAUGAACCCCGAACGACCUCCUUUCUUUAGAAGAUUGCCUCUACCUUUACCUUUCCCUGUAUCACGACAUUCACAACAAAACAGACCACGACUACCUUUACCACCUCUUACACCAGUUGCUUUCUUCCUACCCAUAGCUCAACAAAUUAUGCAGAAUAUUCGAUCUCAACAUCCUAGAUCUCAACCUCCCUUAGUUCCCAUUGCACCUAUGCAUCCAGCACAAAACUUCAUUCCAAUUCAAACCCAAAACCAAAUUGUUCCUUUUCACCACGCAAUGCAACAACAGCAAAUAAUUCAUAUACCUCAACCCUCACAACACAUUCCUCUCUUUCACCAACCUGCACAACAAUUUAUGCCAAACAUUCUUUUACCUCAAUCUGCUCUUCACGUACCUGUACUAACACCUCUUCUUCCUAACAUGCAGCGCCCUGCUAUGCGACAAAUUCCCCGUAGACUACCUGUUCACGCUCAACCCCCUCAAAUGACCCGCAGAAUACCCUUCCCUGCUCAAAUGAGCCGAGUGUCUGCACCACCUCAACCCCAUCCUCAAAUGCAACCACAAUUCAUAAAUCCAAUUGUUCGACGUCCCCUUCAAGCUGCUGCAAAUAUUCGUUCGAUGCAACGAGUUGUUAGACCCCCAAUGCCGCCUAUGCAUCCAGUCAUUCUUAUGAUGCCAAUGCCAGUUCCUAACAUGCACGUGCCAAUUGCUCAACAACAGCAGCAAAUUCCAGUCUACCACAGGCCACAACACAUUCAAUUUGUACCUCAACCUCAACAUGUCCAACCUAUGCCUCAACAGCGUCAAUUCUUUCAAGCUCCAGAAGAAGAACGCGUCAUAUUCUUGAGACCAGAUCAAGAAGAACAGGAUGACGAUCAAGAAGUUCUUAUACUUGUUCCAAGUGAUGAGGUGGAAGUCACUCAAAGGCCACCAAUGUUGCCACCUCAACUAGUCAGGCAGGUCCCGACCCCAGUAGUAAAUCCUCUUCAAAGAAUUAAACUUCUUAGAGAUUUAUUGCUCGCUCGUCAAGCCAACCGCCAAGCUAUGAUGCCCCCUCAAAAUCGUCCACCCCGAGUUGUAGAAAUCGUGCAACAGCAACUUCGAAUUUUCCCUGCUCAUCAUCAACAAAUUCAUCCAUCCCAACUCCAGAGAGCGGAUCCAAGUGAACUACACCCAGUUUACGUCCCAUAUCCAGGACCUCAGUGAGGACGUGAAAUACCCUCCUGAAAGAACUUAUUACCACAUUCCAGAACAUUAAGACCAUUCCACAUGUCUUCUUGUAACAUUCCAAAAUUGAUAUUAAUUUGACAGCAGGGAUGUCAGAUUAGUUUAUGUGAUAUACUCAUUAUUCCUUUGUUCUAUAAUGCUGUUACCAUCUCAUUAUUGGGUGUUGAUAAGGGAAAUUUUGUGAGCGUAUCUUUUGACUUCAUAACUCUCAAAUUAUAAAACCAUGCAUAUUUUAUGCUGAAAAAAUUUAACCUCAAUAAAAAUUUUCUAUUGAUUUGACAAGUAAUUCGCAAAAAAAAAAAUUUGAACAUUUUAUUUUCUCUGGCAUCCCUGUCUUAUAAAAUAUUAGUAUUUUCAAAGAUCUCUUAUUUUAAAAUUAUUAUAUGUUUGCUUGUAUUAUUUUAUUUGUUGUAAGAAUUUUAAAUUUUAUUUCCUUUGAAAUUUUUUAAAAAUAAAUAAAUAAGAGAAUUUUAUAGUGUUUUUAAGAAAGUAAUAUUUGUUUUUACACUUCAGAAAAAUAAGUGUGCAUGAAAAUCAAAUUCGUUUCUGAAGUAUAAAAUAUCUUUCUCCUGAAAACUGUAUGUAAUUCAUUAUAUCAUUGAUCCAUGGAGUCAUGACUUGUAAAAUGAAUCAAAAUCGUUUUUAGCGCACAUUGUAUUAAAAAGAUUCUUGUUCAAAGAACUAAACAGGACCAAAGGCCUGAAAUGUAGAAGUAGUGUUUUAGAGUUUUUACCAUCAUAUCAUGAAUUGUACAAUCAAAUUCGCAAGUGUGUAGAUUGCACAGGUUACUUAUGUGUAUAGAAAUUAACAAUGAAGUUUUCUUGUAAAAUAAAAUACAUUUUUCCAUUA
Messenger RNA from Parasteatoda tepidariorum (common house spider), 3136 nucleotides. RefSeq lists its product as uncharacterized. The record is from RefSeq and is a predicted model, not a curated record. NCBI's taxonomy places the organism in Eukaryota, Metazoa, Arthropoda, Arachnida, Araneae, Theridiidae.